AUGGCGGCGGCCGCCAGCAUCGCGGCUCAAGACUUGACGACUCCGUUGGUGAACUCUGGCAAUCACCACUCAGGGUCCAAGCAGGACUUUGAGGCCUAUGAAGAUUAUUACCAGCGGCAAUGGGCCUUGGGAGCAGCAUGCGACGAUGGUCUGCAUGUGGCUCUAAAGACGAUAAAUGAGUUCAACCAGUUUGUCCAGAAACUGGAAAGACUCGGAGAUAUGACAAGACACGAGAUCGGCCUGAAACUUUCCGCAUGCGUCGAUGAAAAGGCCACAGACCAGGCUCGCGAAAACACCGUCAAUCUAGCACUCAGUCUCCGUUGCAUGCUCAAAUUUAGUCUUUUGAAAGGGGAAGUGUUGCCGGGGACUCAUGUCCAGUGGGGCCAAGGACCCCUAAGCGCAUGUAUCUAUAAGCAUUUCCAAGACGAUGCAUUGCUCGACACUCAGGGCACCAAGCUCCCAAAGACCUUCGAUGCAUGGAGCUUAGAGGUGAUCGGGGGGAUCCAGAUCGACUUCACUGACAACCUGGCGGAUCAUCUUCUGUUGGUUGAGGACGACGAGAGCAUGAAAGUGCUCAUCUUCCAUCAUGUCUCGUUCUUCAGACAUCAUGACAGGCAAGUCCCUAGUGAUUCUUGGCGGUGGAGGCACGAACAUCCGGCUUACACGACCUGA
Molecule: messenger RNA, 672 nt
Organism: Colletotrichum destructivum
Lineage: Eukaryota; Fungi; Ascomycota; Sordariomycetes; Glomerellales; Glomerellaceae
Exons: 1
Coding region: 1-672 (223 amino acids)
Source: RefSeq, a predicted model, not a curated record